Messenger RNA from Trifolium pratense (red clover), 2929 nucleotides. RefSeq names its product serine/threonine-protein kinase dst2. The transcript is spliced from 18 exons. Gene Ontology annotation, biological process: intracellular signal transduction; protein phosphorylation; regulation of MAPK cascade. Gene Ontology annotation, molecular function: ATP binding; protein kinase activity. NCBI's taxonomy places the organism in Eukaryota, Viridiplantae, Streptophyta, Magnoliopsida, Fabales, Fabaceae. The coding region runs from base 83 to 2560 and encodes 825 amino acids. The record is from RefSeq and is a predicted model, not a curated record.
AAACUUCUUGUUCGUCAGUGAUGCCGAUGGUGUGAAUGUUUGUGAGGGAUAGAUUCCUCCCACACCCUCUCUUGUCUGAAAAAUGGACCGGAGCUCUUUCUCUCCGCGAAAUCGGAAUACCCGACCCAAGUCCGAUAUCUACUCUACUUUCGUAAUUCACGACGAUGACGACGCCGAAACUAACCGUCGCCGGAGAGCCGGUAGCGCUGAAGUUCAGGAAGAUCCAUACGCAACAAUGGUCUUCAAAGACAACGGCAACGAUGACGAUGAUGAAGAUUCCUUUCUCCCUCCGCUUCUCAAGCGUCUCCCCAAGGAUUUCGGUGGCGGAGCGUCAAUGGACUACGACGAUGACGAUGAUGAUGAAUCUGGUGAUUUUGGCACGAUGAUCGUGAAAAGCGAUCGGAACCGGCAGCGAGAUCGGUCUUCUUCUGGUUUGACCUCACCGGUAGGCUCCACCUGGAAGACUGGGAGUUCUUAUAAGGCGAAUCCUUUGAAUGGCGAGGAUGAUGAUGAGGAUGACGAUGGUGGUGGAUUUUCAACUUUUGUUAUGCGUUCUACGGUGAAGGCUGGCGAGAGAGAGUCUGUAAGCGGAACUAUGGUGCGAAGGACAGGCGGUAAUGAUGGUGGUUCGACGAUGGAGAGGGCGAUUGCAAGUAUGCAAGGUGUGGGAGAAUUUGGUUUAGGGAAGCAUAGGAAAGGAAGUGGAUCAUCACAGAACGAUGAGGGAAAGCAUCAUUCGGUAACUAAGGUUUCGACGAGUUCAAUCCCUGAUAGUGUUAUCAGAGAGGAUCCUACCAUCAAGUAUGAAUUACUCAAUGAACUUGGGAAGGGUUCUUAUGGUGCUGUUUACAAAGCCAGGGAUUAUAAAACCUCUGAGAUGGUUGCUAUCAAAGUCAUAUCAUUAUCUGAAGGAGAGGAGGGAUAUGAGGAAAUUCGUGGUGAGAUUGAGAUGUUACAACAGUGUAAUCAUCCUAACGUUGUCCGUUAUCUUGGAAGCUAUCAAGGAGAAGAGUAUCUUUGGAUAGUGAUGGAAUACUGUGGUGGUGGUAGUGUUGCUGAUCUUAUGAACGUGACUGAUGAAGCAUUGGAUGAGGGUCAAAUAGCAUAUAUCUGUAGAGAAGCACUGAAGGGACUUGAUUAUUUACACUCAAUUUUUAAAGUCCACAGAGACAUUAAAGGCGGGAAUAUCUUAUUAACUGAACAAGGAGAUGUCAAGCUAGGGGAUUUUGGUGUUGCUGCGCAGCUUACAAGGACUAUGUCAAAGCGCAAUACGUUUAUUGGAACCCCUCAUUGGAUGGCUCCGGAAGUCAUUCAGGAAAGUCGCUAUGAUGGAAAGGUAGAUGUCUGGGCUCUUGGUGUGUCUGCAAUUGAAAUGGCCGAGGGUGUUCCUCCAAGAUCGUCGGUGCAUCCGAUGAGGGUUUUAUUCAUGAUAUCCAUUGAACCAGCUCCAAUGCUCGAGGAUAAGGAAAAAUGGUCUUUAUAUUUCCAUGAUUUUGUUGCAAAAUGCCUGACCAAAGAACCUCGUCUCCGCCCUGCUGCAUCUGAGAUGUUGAAGCACAAAUUUUUUGAAAAAUGGAAAGUUGGAUCCGCUGCAAUGUUUCCAAAACUUGAAAAGGCAAGGCAAGUCAGGGCUUCAAUGGCUUUACAGGCGCAAACUCUUGCUCCAGAUUCAGCGGGGGAUCAGGAGCCAAUGUUAGCUUCCAUACUAAAUGACGAAUAUGGAGAUACUGUUCCAUCCAGACCUCAGAACAUAAGUGCUGAGGAGGCAGCGUAUUUCUCAUCACAUGGAACUAUGAGGAAGCUGCAAAAGGUGGAUGAGGCUGACAAUGGUGAAGGUGACUUUGGCACAAUGAUAGUCCAUCGGGAUGAAUUAUUUAAGACCACACAGGACACAGAUUCUACUAGUUAUAAAACUGCCUUCACCAGCGGCACAGGAAGCAGAUUAUCUGACCCUGGGGUUGAGAGUCUAAAAGUUGGUGACUUGAACACUGCCUCUUUUAGAGGAUCUGGUCCUACUACAGAUACCAUACAAUCAUCUUUACCAUCUGUUAGUAAUUUAACAGAGCAGAACCUCAAAACGAAAGGCACUCAUCGAGCACAAGCUGGAAUUAUGAGGAAUAGUACGCUUAAGAAUGAAACAGUCAGCCGCAAAUUUGCUUUACAAGAUAAGCUUUGGUCCAUUUAUGCCGCUGGUAAUACAGUGCCCAUACCAUUCUUAAGGGCAACAGAUAUAUCACCUAUUGCUCUCCUUUCAGACAAUGUGUUUGGCGGCAUGCAACAGGAUACAAGUGGAACUGGAACAGUAGAAGCAUUGCAAGAACUUUUUAGUGGCGACGGCCAGUGUAAAAAGGGUCGCAGAGGAAUAAAUGAGCAGAUGCCCCUUCCUCCAAGCAUUUGCCAAAGAUUGACGUCUAGUUCUACUUUAAUGAAUUUGGGACAGGCUUUAGCUUAUCAUAAGAUGUGUUACGAAGAUAUGCCACUGCAGGAGUUACAAGCAACGCAGGAGCAGCGAACUAUUCAAAAUCUCUCUGACACACUUAGAACCAUUCUUCGGUUGUAGAUUAUACCUUGCUGCCUCUUUUUUAUAUCCAAAGAUAACAUAACCAUUUUCCUUUGCACGGCUUUAUUAUAUGAUGAUACUUACAUAUCAGUGGCAGUGAAGUAAUAGUUUUUGUUUUUGCUUCUUAGGUGUUUGAUUGUGACUAGUUAGUUUGCUGGUUUGAUUACUCGGUUUCAGUCUAACGUCAUGUAAUACAUGUGUUUAGUCAGCUGUCACAUAUUUAUAUGUAAAUAUUUUGUACCUAGGUCUUGUAUCAAAUGUCAGUAUUUCCAUAUGUUGUAGUCUGUAAUGGAAUUUUUGGAGUAAUGCUACAAAUUUGUCAGCAUCCAUUUUAAUACCACAAGAUGGAGGAAAUGCUUGCAAGUCUAA